AAAGUCGGAAACACCUCUUUUAUUCUGAGGGAAACACUACACCUAAAAAUGCGCGUUGACGUAAAAUUAUGUUGAAAAGAGCUAAACAAACAAUAUAUUAAGUAACUAAGAUGGAAUCGCUAAACCAGUGCCACUGCUGCCUGCAGCGGCCUUCGGAGAGAGAUUUGAGGACACCAUACACCCUUCUCGGCAUAACGGAAAUAUAUUCGGUCAUGUUAGAAGAAUGCUUUGCAAUGAGACUAACACCGUGUCAUGAUGGCAAGAGUGGUAUCUGCGAGGUGUGUCUGGGGCGCUUGCGAGAGGCAUGCCAAUUCAAGAUGCAGGUGCAGCACUGCCAGGCCGAGCUGCAGGAAAGGUUGGAGGGAGGACUGAGUGUCAAAGAUGAAGAAGCCUUAGAAGAACUACCUGAAGAUGGCCCGUGCAGCGAGUCUCCCGAACCUUCUCUACCUUCAGACGAGGAGCCCCCGGGGCCGCUGCCUGAAGAUGAGCCGCUAGACCAUUAUCCAUUACAUGUUUCAGUGGCUUCAGCCGGUGAGUACGGAGUUAGCACGGCGCCUCUGUCCUCGCGCGCCAAGGAACAGCUCGCGCUGGCGUGCUCCGUCAGGCUCGAGCGCCUCCGCGACUCCCCGCGCGCGAGCCAGCCGUGUCCCGUGACGUCACACCGCGAGCCGAGCCCCGCCAGCAUUGUGAAGGAUGAGCCCGGUGACACUAUCGCCGAGGAACAAGCCUACAUGUCCGAUCUAGAAUCAUCGAUUAAAUCAGAGCCUAAUGAUGACGACGUGGGAGAUGAGCAGCUGCUCGACGUGUCAUGUACUCCAGCCAUUGAGCUGCGGCGGCGAUUGUCGACGUCCAGCACCAUGAGGCUCGAGGCGUGUCCCGUGACGUCACACCACGAACCGACUGCAGCGAGGAGUGUGACGUUGCCUGAUGACACCCGCCAACAAGCCCACACACACCAACCUACCUUAAACAACCAGCACACAGACACUAAUGCAAUGUAUUCAUGCAAAAUCUGUUCACAAAAGUUCUCAAACAAAACUCUGUUCGACCGACAUGCACAUACUCAAAUGGAACUCGAAACAUACAUUUGCGAUAUGUGUAACAUGAAAUUUAGGCAGAAAUCAGAUUUAAUUAGACAUAUUUUUACGAUACAUAUGAAGAUAAAUCACGUGUGCAAAAUUUACAACAAAAAGUUUGAAAUAAUGAAUUCAUUAAAAAAACAUCAAAGACUUCACACUGGUGACAUACCAUACAAAUGUACGGUAUGUGAGAAGAAAUUUGUUCUUGUUUCAAGUUUAAAUUUAGACCAAGGAAUUCACACUAUUGAAAAACGAUACAAGUGUGAAGAAUGUCACAAACAAUUCAAAUAUAGAAAUGGAUUAAACAAACAUAAAAAAAUCCACACUGGAGACAAAAGAUUUAGUUGCGAUCAAUGCGGCAAACGUUUUUUAGAGAACAGCACUUUAACUAUACAUAAAAGAGUACACACGGGUGAGAAAUUAUAUAAGUGUGACGAAUGUAACGAAUUAUUUGGAUACCUAAAUUCUUUUAAAAGGCAUAUAAAAAAACAUGCUCGAGGUGAUAUUUACAGCUGCAACAUUUGCGACGAGAAAUUUCCAAUAAAAAAUCUUUUAGCUAAACAUAAAAAAAAGCACAUCGGAGAAAAAGCGUACCACUGCGAAGAAUGUAACAAGAGAUUUAACAGAAAAGAUUAUUUAGAUACCCAUAAAAUAACGCACAAUGGAGACAGACCAUACAUCUGUGAUAGGUGUGGUAAGCGAUUUAAACGAAAACAUAAUUUAGAUCAACAUAAAAAAAAUCAUGCAGAAAAAUCUCACAAUUGUAGUAUAUGUAACAAGCAAUUCACACACAAACAUCAGUUAGAUGCUCAUAAAAUAACUCACACUAAAGAAAAAGCAUAUAUUUGUGAAAAAUGUGGUGCGCGAUUCGCGCAAAAUUAUAUUUUACAGAAACAUAAACAAAUUCAUGUUGAAAAGGUACUUGGUGACGGAGUGACUGUGAGUAAGAUAACUAAAGGAAAGAUUAGUAAAGAUUAAUACAAAAUAGUGUAUCAAACGUGCUUCAGUGUGCAAACAAAAUCUUAUUAUAAAACACUAGCUUUUGCCCGCGACUUCGUCUGCGUGGACGUAGUAACCCCAGCUAGAGUAAGAAUAGCGCCUGGAGAAAAUCUUAUAGCAAUUAUUCAAUUUGAGCAUAUUAUGCACACAAAUUAGCAGACACUUCAUUAAUUAUCUCAAUUCCACCCCGCUUUUUACUUUCUUAAGGGAUAAUUUUCGGGAUAAAAACUAUCCUAUGUCCUUCUCAGGGACUCAACCUAUCUCUAUGCCAAAUUUCAUCUGAAUCGAUUCAGCGGUUUAAGCGUGAAGAGGGAACACACAGACAGACAGACUUUCGCAUUUAUAAUAUUAGUAUGGAUUAACCUAAAUGUAUAUUAAAAUUUAGUUUAAGAUAAAAUAAAUUGUAUGCCCGAAAAGGGUAAAACCAAGGACAAUAGAAGACAGUAGUAGGAUAGUAGUUUUCUAUUGUCCUUGGUAAAACUGUUGAUAAUCAUCAAAAAAUGUACCUAGUUAUACUUCUUGUACCUACACAGUUUACACAAUAAAUA
Molecule: messenger RNA, 2626 nt
Organism: Cydia strobilella
Lineage: Eukaryota; Metazoa; Arthropoda; Insecta; Lepidoptera; Tortricidae
Product: zinc finger protein 723-like
Exons: 7
Coding region: 111-2057 (648 amino acids)
Biological process (GO): regulation of transcription by RNA polymerase II
Cellular component (GO): nucleus
Molecular function (GO): zinc ion binding; RNA polymerase II cis-regulatory region sequence-specific DNA binding; DNA-binding transcription factor activity
Source: RefSeq, a predicted model, not a curated record